AUGUUGGAUGCACGGGAGAGUGAUGAGGAUACAUCUCCUUUCUUAGUUCGACUAUUCCAUAGAACUGGCAGCUUUCACAGGCCAGAGGAAUUUGCAUCGCCAUCUCUGCCUCCUCAUGUCCCCAUAUACACAUGGUCAACAUGCACACUUCAUGAGCUGGCACUAGAGCUGGCGGCAGCGAAACCAAGUGCACUGCCUACUCCUGCUAUUGGCACGAGACUCUCUUUCCAGCUCGUCUGCCCAGAUCUACGCGGCACGAGUGUCAAUAAUACUGGACAGCCCAAGUUUGCCGUCAAGGAGCUGGGGAGCAUUGUCAUUGGCGAAGGCUACCCUGGCACGGAGAACACAGAUGAAACUGACCCCGAUGUCUCAAUGAGGGACGAUGGUGGAAAAGACAAAACACUGGCCGACUGGAGAUUCGUCGUUGGGGAUUACGUCUCAUGCGCGGUGCUUCCUCCCUUGUCAGACGGUUCUGUGGCGCCACCAGCAAACACCAGGAGAGGCUCUAUAUCUAGCGGGCGAGAGGGUCGUACUAGUAGCUUCAGGGGAGGCUUCCCAGGCCGAGACAGCAACUUUGGCCGCAACCAUGGCCGCCAGGGUAGGACGACUAGUUGGAGAGACAACAGAUUCCCGUCAGGUGACUGGAGGAGAGGAGAGCAGCUGCCAGAUGGGCCGCCUGGGGGUUCACGAGGCAGAGGGCGCUGGUAUUAA
Messenger RNA from Trichoderma virens Gv29-8, 711 nucleotides. RefSeq lists its product as uncharacterized. NCBI's taxonomy places the organism in Eukaryota, Fungi, Ascomycota, Sordariomycetes, Hypocreales, Hypocreaceae. The transcript has 2 exons. Gene Ontology annotation, biological process: negative regulation of DNA-templated transcription. The record is from RefSeq and is a predicted model, not a curated record. Bases 1 to 711 code for a protein of 236 amino acids. Gene Ontology annotation, molecular function: transcription corepressor activity; transcription factor binding. Gene Ontology annotation, cellular component: nucleus.